Molecule: messenger RNA, 504 nt
Organism: Teleopsis dalmanni
Lineage: Eukaryota; Metazoa; Arthropoda; Insecta; Diptera; Diopsidae
Product: cysteine-rich hydrophobic domain-containing protein 2-like
Exons: 2
Coding region: 50-382 (110 amino acids)
Source: RefSeq, a predicted model, not a curated record
CAGGUUUGGUCUUAGUAAUCGGUUUAAUACAGAAUUUCCAUCUGGUUUAAUGUCGCGUGUUGCGCCGGAAGAGUUCAAGGCAACUCUAGGACGUAUCAAUAGCAUUUUGAAGAAAACCUUACCCGUAAAUGUAAAAUGGUUGUUUUGUGGUUGCGUUUGUUGUUGCUGCACCUUGGGUUGUUCACUUUGGCCUGUGAUUUGCUUAAGUAAACGGACUCAAAUAACUCUUGACAAAUUAUUAGAAUGGGAGAAUAGUCACCUCUACCAUAAGCUCGGUUUACAUUGGCGACUGCAUAAACAACAAUGUGACUCCAACUCAAUGAUGGAAUAUGUUGUCUUAAUUGAAUUUAUACCAAAAACACCGAUUUAUCGUCCAGAUUAGAGCAAAAUAUGGAGCAGUGAAAAUUAUGUCAAGCUCUAACGCAGUGCGUAGCUUUGGUGUAAUUAAUUUAAAUUAAUAACUUUGUUAGCAUAGAAAAAGAAUUAAAAUAAAAAAAAGUAUCU